AUCAGCUAAGGUGAAAGAGAGAGAAGAUAAAUUCAUUUUUAUAUACAUUUUAUUCGAUUUUUUGACAAUUUAAUUUGAUUGUUUUUUCAACAAUUUAUUAACUCUUAACUUUAAUUUAUAGAAAAGCUACUUCAUCCUUAUCAUCUUCUCUCUCUUUCUCCCCUUUCCCUUUAACUCCCUCUUCUUCUCUUUCUUUCCACUCUCACUUUUUCUCUUUCUUUUUUAUCAUCUCUUUCCUUUUCUUCUUUCUAUCAAUUUCUUCUCUAUCUAUAUAUUUCUCUCUCUCUUUCUCACUCUAUCUAUCUGUCUCUCCCUGUCUCUCCUUGUCAGUUCUUUCAGAUUCAGUCUCCUUUUAAUCUACCUUCGCCUUUUUUUCUGUGUUUAUCAAUUUCAACCAUUUCAACACUUCUCACCAAAAAUCACUACUUUUACAGCUACUUCGGCUGCUCCUUGUUUUGUGUUGCCUCUUAUUUUGUUUGCAAAAGCAUCUCUGGUCUCUGCACUUUUCCUUGUUUUAUAUAUAUACAUAUAUAUUCAUCAUCAUCUAUACACAUCCACCAUACUCAGCACAUCUAACCAUCCAAAAAACAUCUUUAGUGAAUUAACUGAUUGAUCUACUCUAUUGGAAGCUGGAACCGCCUCAUCUAACAAGCCAAAAUUGGAUCCAUCUUUUCCAGAAUGGCCUGCUGUCUAUCAGAGGAGGCCAAGGAACAACGUAGGAUUAACCAAGAAAUCGAAAGGCAGCUAAGAAAAGACAAAAGGGAUGCCAGACGCGAAUUAAAGUUAUUGCUUUUAGGAACCGGAGAAUCUGGUAAAAGCACCUUUAUCAAGCAAAUGAGAAUUAUCCAUGGAAGUGGAUAUUCAGAUGAAGACAAGAGAGGAUUUAUUAAACUUGUCUUCCAAAACAUUUUCAUGGCUAUACAAAGCAUGAUAAAAGCCAUGGAUAUGCUAGGUAUAUCUUAUAAGGAUAUAAAAAACAAAGAAAAUGCCGAAUUGGUUCGGUCAGUGGACUAUGAAACAGUUACAUCAUUUGAACCCCCUUUUGUCGAAGCCAUCAAAAGUUUAUGGGCUGAUCCUGGUAUCCAGGAAUGUUAUGACAGGAGACGAGAGUAUCAAUUAACAGACUCUGCCAAAUACUAUCUAAGCGAUAUUGAUAGAAUCGCCUCUCCAGAAUAUUUACCCACCCAGCAGGAUAUUCUCCGAGUUAGAGUACCAACUACAGGUAUCAUUGAAUACCCAUUCGAUUUAGAUUCUAUCAUUUUUAGGAUGGUAGACGUAGGUGGUCAAAGGUCCGAGAGACGAAAAUGGAUCCAUUGUUUCGAAAACGUAACCUCAAUUAUUUUUCUGGUUGCCUUAUCCGAGUACGACCAGAUUCUAUUCGAGUCAGAUAACGAGGUGAAUCGUAUGGAAGAAAGUAAAGCGUUAUUUAAAACAAUAAUAACGUACCCGUGGUUCCAGAAUUCGUCAGUAAUUCUAUUUCUAAACAAAAAAGACCUGUUAGAUGAAAAGAUAAUGCAUUCACAUCUCGUCGACUAUUUUCCAGAAUACGAUGGCCCAAAGAAAGAUGCAAUUCAUGCGCGGGAGUUCAUUCUGAAAAUGUUCGUCGAUUUGAACCCCGACAGCGAAAAGAUAAUUUACUCUCAUUUCACAUGUGCCACGGACACGGAGAACAUUCGUUUCGUGUUUGCUGCGGUAAAAGACACUAUAUUGCAGCUAAACUUAAAAGAAUACAAUUUGGUGUAGCCAGUAUUACAAAUUUCUUCCUUUUUCCAUUAAAUAAGAAUUUAAUAAAUACCAUUCUGUUUCAAA
Molecule: messenger RNA, 1809 nt
Organism: Tetranychus urticae (two-spotted spider mite)
Lineage: Eukaryota; Metazoa; Arthropoda; Arachnida; Trombidiformes; Tetranychidae
Product: guanine nucleotide-binding protein G(q) subunit alpha
Biological process (GO): adenylate cyclase-modulating G protein-coupled receptor signaling pathway
Cellular component (GO): cytoplasm; heterotrimeric G-protein complex
Molecular function (GO): G-protein beta/gamma-subunit complex binding; G protein-coupled receptor binding; GTPase activity
Source: RefSeq, a predicted model, not a curated record